AUGCGGAAGGUUCUGCUGUGGCCCGCAGCCCAGGGACUCCUCCGGAACUUUUGGGAGCAACUGCAGCGGAAACUUCGGCAGAGCCGGCCAGGCUUUCCCAGUCCUCAGUGGGGAGCAGCAUUAGCGGUCCAAGGUCCAGCUAUGUUUACAGAACCAGCAAAUGAUACCAAUGGAAGUAAGGAGAUUUCCAGCUUUUUGGAGAACAUCUUUUGGAUGGCAGCUCCCAAAAACAGAUGCAGCAUUGAAGUUAACAGGUGUAGGAGAAGAAACCCUCAUAAGCUUAUUAAAGUUAAGAACAAUAUAGACGUUUGUCCUGAAUGCGGUCACCUGAAACAGAAACACGUCCUCUGUGGCUAUUGCUAUGAGAAGGUGCGUAAAGAGACAGCGGAAAUCAGACGACAGAUAGGGAAGCAAGAGGGAGGCCCUUUCAAGGCUCCUACCGUGGAGACCAUGGUGCUGUACUUGGGGGAGACACCCUCCAAGCAAGACCAGGGCAAGAGGAUCAUCGAGCGAGAACGGAAGCGGCCAUCCUGGUUCACCCAGAAUUGACAGCAAACAUGUUUCUAGAGGAUAACUUCACACAAGUCGUUUCUCCUGAAAAAGAGGAAGAGUCUUUGUUUUUAUGUUGGUUGUGUGCUUGUUUUUAAAUCAUCAGCAUAGCCUGAAACAUUCUUUAUAAGCACUUAGUUUUUUGCGGGUAAUUUGAAGAAUGCAUCAGGAGUAAAGUCUGAAAAUGUUUGUUUAUGCAGAGGC
Molecule: messenger RNA, 753 nt
Organism: Orcinus orca (killer whale)
Lineage: Eukaryota; Metazoa; Chordata; Mammalia; Artiodactyla; Delphinidae
Product: 39S ribosomal protein L32, mitochondrial-like
Exons: 1
Coding region: 1-549 (182 amino acids)
Biological process (GO): translation
Cellular component (GO): mitochondrial large ribosomal subunit
Molecular function (GO): structural constituent of ribosome
Source: RefSeq, a predicted model, not a curated record